Molecule: messenger RNA, 1833 nt
Organism: Amblyraja radiata (thorny skate)
Lineage: Eukaryota; Metazoa; Chordata; Chondrichthyes; Rajiformes; Rajidae
Gene: ttc33
Product: tetratricopeptide repeat domain 33
Exons: 5
Coding region: 250-1026 (258 amino acids)
Molecular function (GO): protein binding
Source: RefSeq, a predicted model, not a curated record
GCGCAUCGGACAUCACGGCCCUCCCCCCGGGAGAGCAGGAGGAGGAGACGGCGGCUGCUGCGGCCUCGGGUCCAGCGCUUGGGGCGGCCGGGAGCGACGGACAGCGGCCUGGGGGCCGGCCAGAGCGGAACCAGCAGGGUUGAGGAGUGACUCGAGGUGCCUGCUCUGAAGGGGCCAUUCUCUCUCGCUCUCUCUCCCGUCGACCUCUCUCCCCCGUAGCACCCCUCCUGGACGCGGAGGCGUGCCGGAAUGACGUCCUUUGGCUGGAAGAGGCGAGUGGGGGAGAAGGUGUCCCGGGCGGCGGCACAGACGUUCGAGGCAGCGGCAGCGGCGGUGGGAGAGGACGGGGCGGUGGAGUCCGACGUGGACUGGCUGCACGUGACCAAGCGCCGGCGGGAGACACUGCAGGAGGACUGCGCCGCCAAGAGCAAGAGGCUGAAGGACGAGGGAGCCUUCUUCUCGGAGAACGGCAGGUACUGGGAGGCGAUCGGUCGGUGGGAUGAAGCUAUUCAGCUGACGCCGGACUGUGCAGCCCUGUACGAGAUGAAGGCUCAGGUGCUGAUGAUCCUGAACGAGGUGUUCCGGGCGGUGCAGGCAGCGGAGGUGGCCGUCCGGCUGAAGCCGCGGUGGUGUGAGGCCUGGCAGACCCUGGGCCGGGCCCAGCUCAGCCUCGGGGAGGUGACCUUGGCUGUGAGGACGUUCCAGCAGGCGGUCCAUGCCUUCCCGGGGGAGAAGUCUCUGUGGGAUGAGGACCUGUGCUGGGCGGUGGAGCUGCGGCGGAGGCAGCGGGAUCUGGCCGAGGUGGAGGUGGAGGUGGAGACGCCCGCCCCUGAGCUGCCCGACUACGACUUUGAGAGCGACGAGCUGGUGGCGGCGUGCGCUGCCAUCGCUGACAGGGAGCGGGACGCCCGCCGCGCCGCUGCCCCCAUCUUCGUGAGGGUCCCGGGGGGCGGGGAGGAGGGGAAGGAGGGGGAGGAGGGGGAGGAGGAUCCCCAGCAGUCUGGCGGCUUCAUCCAGGCCCGGUAGCGGCAGUCCCUUCCCUCCCCUCCUCUCCGCCCCUCAGCCUUGGGACCCGGGGAAGAGCAGGGGGGGGGAGGACCGGGAGAAGGACAGGCUUCGUGACCCCUGGGAAGGGGUGGGGGGGGGAGUGAGGGGCCGAGACCGAGACCGAGAGGAGGACAGGCUUUGUCGCUCAGAGUGACUACACUUUUGGACUUGACAACACGAGAGAUGCUGGAGUCUCGAACCCAUCACAAAGUGCUGGAGGAACCCAGCAGGUCAGGCAGCAUCUGUGGAGGGAAAGACAGACGACAACAGUACAGCACAGGAACAGGCCAUUCGGCCCACAAUGUCUGUGCCAAACAUGAUGCCAAGUCCAACUCCUGUCUCUCUGCAUAAUCCAUAUCCCUCCACUCCCUGCAUAUCCACGUGCCUAUAUGGAGCGCACUAUCUUACCCGUCUCCACCACCACCCCCUGGCAGUGCAUUCCGGGCAGGCGCCAUUCCCUGUGUGACAAAAAAUAACCUUCCCCUCACAUCUUUCAAACUUUGCCCCUAUCACCUUCAAACUCUGGCCUCUUAUAUUUCAUAUUUCCAUCCGUGACGAAAGGUUCUGACUGUCUACCCUAUCUAUGCCCCUCAUAGCUCUAUAGACUUCCACCAGGUCUUCCAUCAACCUCUGGCGUUCCAUAGAAAACACGGGAAUCUCCGCAGCCUCCAGGUAACGGUGGCGCAGCGGUAGAGUUGCUGCCUCACAGCACCGAACACCCGGGUUCCAUCCCGACUAUGGGUGCUGUCUGUACGGAGAUCGUACGGUCUCCCCGUGACCUGCGUG